UUUCAUAAAGUGGUGCAAUCAGAGACAUUUGCAUAAUGGUGCUUAUAGUCGUAGAAGAUGAGAUUCCCGUUCACGUCGACAGGUCGAACAGAGAAGAUCACAAGAAGACCGACCACGAUUCCUACUUCUCCGAAUGGAAGCUUCUUAUUUGUCCUCAUGGCUGGAAAAAUGGGAAAGGUGGAGCGGUGACCAGAUACAGGCUUGAAAAUCUUCCACAAAGUUUCGGUCCAGGAACCUAUGAGCUUGCGGUGUGUAAACUGCCGAGUAGGGACCGCCAUGGCAAGCUUGAACCUGGUUUGGUGGUUUAUGUUGGGGAGGCUGAAAAUAUAAGAGUAAGACUCCAACAAUAUGGCCGUGAUGGUACUCAUCUCUGUAGAAAAAAUGGAUUUCGGGAAAAAAAAUGUCGUUUGUUUGAUCCAAUUUUUGCAAGGGGUUGCUGUAUUAUCUACAGAUGGGCUUCUAUGAAAAGUAAGGCAGCAGCUCAAAGAACUGAAGCUCGACUUCUUGAAAAAUACGAUUAUGCAUGGAAUAUAGGUUCUAAUGGCGCACGUCGCCCCAAUGAUAUCCUUCGGAAACUAGAUAAACAUGUAUCCAACAAAAGACAUUUGCCCAUCAAAAUCAAAUCAAACAAGCAAGUAAAUGGAAGAUGCCGGAGGCACUUAGAUCACCGUGGUGGUGGUGGUGAUAUUACAUACAUUUGUGGAGCAGCCACUUCCGAUGGUGCUCCUUGUGAGAGACCGGUUAGUGGAAAUGGAAGAUGUUGGCAACAUUCGAAUUAUGGUCGCAGUAGUAGUUCCAACAAAAGACAUGUGCCCGUCAAAAUCAAAUCAAACAAGCAAGUAAAUGGAAGAUGCCGGAGGCACUUAAAUUAUGGCGGGGACGGCGGUAGCAGUUUUACUUCACGGAACUUAAAUUAUGGCUGCUAUGACAGCAGUUUUACUCCGCGGUGGUUGGACCAUGGUGGUGAUGAUAUUAUAUUAAUUUGUGGAGCAACCACCGACAAUGGUGCUCCUUGCGAGAGACCGGUUAGUGGAAAUGGAAGGUGUUGGCAACACUUGGAUUAUAGCAGCAGCAGCAGCAGCAGCAGCGGCAGCAGCAGCAGCGGCGGCGGCGGCGGCGGCAGCAGCAGCAGAGGCGGCGGCAGCAGCAGCAGCGGCGGCGGCAGCAGCAGCAGCAGUGGUUGUUUUACUUGCGGUACUUUCAACUAUGACCCGCAAUGGUUCUUUUAACCGGAUGACUGUUAGGGGAAAUGGAAGAUAUUGGUAGCACUGAUCAAUCAAGGUCGGCCGGUCGGAGCAUUUGUGGAUCGAGAGUUACCCUUUCGUCUGCUCCGGUGAUUGUCCGAACGAAAGGAUUAAGUUAUCAAUAGCAUAAUUGUCUAUUAGCUUAGGCUAGAGGUGGAUUUACAUUGUUGCUUUUGUGUUUGGAUGUGUGAUUGUUGUGAAUAUUAUGUGCAAAUUACAAAAAUAAAGUUAUUGUAUUUGUAGUCAAGUGAAGCUUGGUAUUUGUAAUGGAAUAUUGAGGAAGGUAUUUUUGUAAUAUAGAGUUAAUUAAUUAA
Molecule: messenger RNA, 1558 nt
Organism: Gossypium raimondii (Peruvian cotton)
Lineage: Eukaryota; Viridiplantae; Streptophyta; Magnoliopsida; Malvales; Malvaceae
Product: protein EFFECTOR OF TRANSCRIPTION 2
Exons: 3
Coding region: 36-1229 (397 amino acids)
Biological process (GO): regulation of DNA-templated transcription
Molecular function (GO): DNA binding
Source: RefSeq, a predicted model, not a curated record